Neocloeon triangulifer is the source of this 3858-nucleotide messenger RNA. Its product is annotated as probable ATP-dependent DNA helicase HFM1. Gene Ontology annotation, molecular function: nucleic acid binding; ATP binding. The record is from RefSeq and is a predicted model, not a curated record. The coding region runs from base 58 to 3828 and encodes 1256 amino acids. Lineage: Eukaryota; Metazoa; Arthropoda; Insecta; Ephemeroptera; Baetidae. The transcript is spliced from 23 exons.
GAAAAUAGAAAUUUCUGGAAUGAUAAUUCAGACAAUGAAAUAUUGGGAUUUCCUAAAAUGGCAAGUUCCAUUUCCAACAUGAACCUUGCAAGCGACUUGUACAAUGAAGAGGAAGAACUGGAAGAAGAAGACUUACCUUCUCAUGGCGGAUACUGCGAUGAACAAUACCCUGAUGAUGAAUUAUUUGGUCCUGCUAACAUAAGCAGGCUUCGUCACACCAAUUACAGCAAAAAUGGAGAGGAAUUUGACGACAACUACAUUUUUGAUGGAUCGUCAUCCUUGGAUUUAUUCUGCAGCAGUCAGCGAAAUGAAACCUUUGCCGAAAAUCCUGAUGAAAGUGGCUAUUUAUCUUCAGAGGAUGCCAAUGAAAGCUUCUUUGACAUUGAACCAAACGAAAUCAUGGAAAUGCCAGAAAAUGAAAAAAUACUUCAAGUUCAUACCCAAAAUUCAUUUAGACCUUUGGUUAACAGCCUUUGCAGUGUUUCAAUGUUACCUCCUCGAUACAGAUCUGUAUUCAAGAGCAUUCCUUGCUUCAACUCUGUGCAGUCUCGUGUAUUGGAUUCUGUCUUAAACUCUGAUAGACCGAUUGUAGUUGCUGCUCCGACUGGCUCGGGAAAAACUGCAAUUUUUGAACUUGCAAUUGUGAGGCUGCUGAUGCAAAUUGAAAAGAAAUGUCCUGCUUGGAAAGAUUAUAAAAUUGUUUACAUGGCUCCUGUCAAGGCGUUAUGCUCUGAGAGACAAACCGAUUGGACAGAAAAAUUUGGACCACUUGGACUGUCCUGCACUGAGGUUACGGGGGAUAUGGAGCUGAAGUACAAUUCUGCGCUUCGUGAGCACCAAAUCAUUCUCACCACUCCUGAAAAGUGGGACUCGAUGACACGUCGAUGGAAGGAUAACAAAGCCCUGGUCCAGCAUGUCAAACUUAUUUUGAUCGAUGAGGUUCAUCUUCUGAAUGAGGACAGAAGAGGCCCUAUUUUGGAGGCUGUUGUAAGCAGAAUGAAAACUGUGCAAUUGAGCUUGGAGCUUGAAAACAAGGCACAGACUUAUGGUGUAGAAGGCAUUAGGUUCUUAGCGGUGUCCGCCACAAUUCCUAAUGUUGAGGACAUUACCAAGUGGCUUGGAGUUAGGAGCAAAUUGGAACCGAUGUCAUUUAGUAUUUCUGAGGACCAGAGGCCAGUCAAGUUAAAAAAAGUUGUAUAUGGCUACGACAGCAGACCUGGAUGGUCUCCAUUUCGAUUUGACAUGCAGUUGAACUAUAAACUCAAGGAAGUCCUCAUCAAACACUCUGAUGGAAAACCUAGCCUGAUUUUCUGUAGCACAAGGAAAGGUGUGACGCAAACAGUGUCAGUUCUCGUCAAAGAGGUGUCCCUGACUUUGACUCCACGUUAUAGGCAGGAAAUACAGAAAGCAAAGGAAAAGCUAGUUGAUAAAAAAAUCAGUGAUAUGCUGAUUCGAGGAAUAGGCGCACACCAUGCUGGAAUGCACAAAAUGGACAGAAUGCUAGUCGAGAACCUCUUCAGGAAUGGCUUUCUCCCAAUUUUGGUCUCCACUUCAACUCUCGCAAUGGGAGUGAAUCUUCCUGCUCAUCUUGUGGUGAUCAAAUCUACAGAGCAGUAUGUUGGGGGCUCCUACACAGAAUAUAGCGAGGGUUCAAUUUUGCAAAUGAUGGGCCGAGCAGGGAGGCCCCAAUUUGACACAUCAGCUACUGCAGUGAUAAUGACAAAGCAGAAUCAAAAGUACAAGUACGAGCGGUUGAUUGGAGGAAACCAACCCAUCGAGAGCACACUGCACAGGCACUUAGCAGAGCACUUGAAUGCGGAGGUUGUUCUGGAGACUAUUACAAACGUAAAUUUGGCUAUGUCUUGGCUGAGGUCUACUUUUCUUUACAUCAGAGCAACAAAGCAUCCUAAGUCGUACAACCUGCCUGAUGAUAACAAAGUGGAAACGCACCUGAACAACAUCUGCCUAAAAGAAAUGAAAGCACUGUCAAGCUGUGGAAUUGUGGUGAUGAAUGGCAAUAACGUAGAGCCUACUGACGCAGGAAAGAUCAUGGCCAAGUACUGCCUCAGCCUGCAGAGCAUGAAGCUUUUUAUUGAGAAUGUCACCAGUGGAAUGAGCAUUGAAGAAUUCUUGCAAGUUUUGUCAAAAUGUGAAGAAUUUAAAGAGUACCAACUGCGAGUGGUGGAAAAACGCACUUUGAAUGAACUGAAUAAAGCAAUCAGAUUCAAAAUUUCUGGUAAAGUGCAAAGUUUGGAAUCGAAAGUGUUUGUGGUGAUCCAAGCUACCUUGGGAGGUCUAAACCAUCAGGACAUUGCGCUUCAGCAGGAAUCGAUGAAAAUUUUGAGAGUUGCACAAAGAGUUGCGCGCUGCCUUGAUGAGUAUACAAGGUGCAAACUAGCUGAUGAUUACAAAUCUGUCUUGAACUCACUUCUUGUGGCCAAGAGUAUUGAAAAAUCAAUGUGGCCUGAUUCUUCACUGAUUGCAAAGCAGUUUGACGGCAUCGGCCCAAAGUAUGCUGAAAAUUUAGCGGCAGGUGGCAAAACGUCGUUCAAAGCCAUUCGAGACUCCAACCCCAGGGAUCUUGAAAGGAUUAUGGGAAUCGGCACAGCUCGAGGCAACCAUUUCAUCACUCUAGCUGCUCGUCUUCCAGAUUACAAUCUGAACCUCAAAUGCAUCAAAAUAAAUUCAAAAACUGUUAGUCUAGAAGUGACAUGUAGCCUUGCAAAUGUAGCAAAUCUUCGUCAAGGAAAAACUGCUGGUGCCAGACAUUUUUGCCUUCUUCUUCUAGCCGAUAGGACAAAUAAUAAGGUUAUUUACUCAGAAAAAAUUACUGAUGCUUACCUUAUAAGAAAUACCUACACAUUUGCAACUCACUAUGACAUUGUGGGAAACGAAGAUAAUUGUGAAGUUGAGCUUGUUGCAAAUAUUGUCAGCGAGUCAUGGGUUGGAAUUGACAAAGAGGAUGUGGUCAAGAUAGAACUUCCUGGUAGAGCCACCAAUGAAAAGAUUGCAAAGCCUACACAAGAAGAAGAGCCUUCAAGUAAAGUUGUAAAAAAGCCAACAAAAAGCCAAAAUACUAAGACACCAGCAAAGAAGCGCCUGGCCGCAAAAACAACUCCUGCCAAUGGAGAGAAAGCUGCAGAACCCAAGAAAAGAAAACCUUCAAUCAGCACCCAAACUCUUGAGAAAUUCAAAUUAGUCCCUAAGUUUCCAAUCAUCAAAACCUUAGGAAGAAAAGUGGGUCAACAAAAUGAUUCGGGAUGCCCUACAAUGAAAAAAUUCAUCCUUGACAAAUGCAUGCAGCCUGUGAACACUACCAACCCUCAGAUAGCUAAUGAUGAACCAGAGACCAUGGAUACUGAAUUUACACCUCCCUCUACACAGCAGAAUGGGUCUUCAAUAGGAAGUCCUUCAUAUAGUCCAAUUUACUCUCCACCUGUAGCUAAUGCCAACGCUGCUACUUCAACUACGAAGAAAUAUAUUUUGGACUAUCCUAUGCCAAUAAUUAACUUUGACAUUGAACUGGACGAGAGUGAUGAGGAGCUUGAAGCAAAUCCUUUCGAUGAAAUGACACUUCUCAGCUCAUCAAUUUCUAAUUUACCUGAUAACAAGUUGUCCAAUCGUCAAGCAAAUUUUAAACGAACACUCAGCCCAGCAAGAGAUGUGGAAACCUUUGUUGAGACCAUUUGUGGAGCCUUGGGAACUGUUGCUGCACCCCGAAUUUCCACUUGCCUCGGCGAAGGAACCCAUCAAAGCAUUUCUCUCGGAGACGAUAUUGCUUCUAUGUCCUUUAAAGGAUUCAACUUUGUGUUCCCAAAAGACCAUUAAAUUCAACACAAAAUCAAGACAUCACAAGGU